Messenger RNA from Haplochromis burtoni (Burton's mouthbrooder), 7449 nucleotides. RefSeq names its product PHD finger protein 1 (gene phf1). The transcript is spliced from 15 exons. Bases 872 to 2575 code for a protein of 567 amino acids. The record is from RefSeq and is a predicted model, not a curated record. Gene Ontology annotation, cellular component: nucleus. Gene Ontology annotation, biological process: regulation of DNA-templated transcription; chromatin organization. NCBI's taxonomy places the organism in Eukaryota, Metazoa, Chordata, Actinopteri, Cichliformes, Cichlidae. Gene Ontology annotation, molecular function: DNA binding; chromatin binding.
UCCCAAAAUUCUUGAGUAAAACAGAAAGAACGAUAACACAAAAUUCAGUUCAUUUUAGCAGGCAGCGGCUAAAAAUCAGCACUGAAAAGCAACAGUUUAAUCUUCCUGCUCAGCUUCUACUGCUGAAAACUUUUCCCACCGGUUUCCUAAACUUGUCCGGUCCCUUCUUGUUUGAAACCGAUUAAUGAGGCGGCUAAACUCACUAAUUGGCUACUUAAUUGGCCCCUGUCACCGGGCGCGCUGCUUCCGCUGGCUUUUAGCGCACCGCCACCCUCCUUUCUUUUCUCAGAAAUUACAAUCCCACCUUGUCACAGCGAUUUAGGGUCAAUCUCUCACACAGGAAGGUGCUCUCGCGGAGGACCCCCCCGCCACCUCUGGAUCCCCCUCUAUCAGUAUCUCCCUCCCACUCUAUCUUGGUGUUUUAUGUCUGCGUCACAACAAGUCGGUAGAGAGCGAGAGGCAGGGAUGAUGGCGUCUCUGGCGGCUUGAUUCCGGUGCUGCUCUGACAAACCCGCCUUAAUAGCAUCAGUAGGUGGUGACGGAGAGGGGGGGUUGAGAGCAAAAGCGACGGGAACAUGACGAAACGGCACCGCGGAGGACGGACAAACUAGACUGAGAGACGGACGGACAGUCAGUCCCCCCUCCUCCUCCUCCUCCUCUCCCUCCUCGCUGACGGCUUGACUGACACACACAGGCGCUUGGCACAGACAGGGACAUACAUGCACAUCAUCCACUUUUUGCAAACACGCAGGCUGCGCAUCCGAGCUGGCAGUAAUUGGGCAGCGGAGACCCACAGCAGAUGAGGGCAUUUCAUGUCCAGCCUGUCCAGGAAUCACUGUGACCCCGACGGAAAGGAGUUCGACUUGACAGGAUGGGGGGAGUAAGUGAAGGAGAUGAUGUGUUGGCUCGAUGGAGUGAUGGACUACUGUACCUCGGCAAUGUGAAAAGAGUAGAUGGAGUGAAGCAGUGUUGUCUGGUGAGAUUUGAGGACAACUCUGAGUUCUGGGUACUGAGAAAGGACAUUCACUCGUUUGCUGCUGGAGUGGAAGAAGUUUGCUGUAUUUGUGACGCUCCGCCUCUUAAAGAACCCCUCAUAAAUUGUCUUAAAUGUCGCCACGGUUAUCAUCCGGAGUGUCACACGCCAACCAUCGAACCGGAAGCUGACAGCGAUUCGUGGAUAUGUCGGCAAUGUGUCUUUGCAGUCGCAACCAAGAGAGGGGGGGCCCUCAAACGGGGGCGCUUUGCCCGGCUCAUGCAGUUUAUGAAACUUCGGCUACCCUAUCAGCUGUCAUCCCUGGACUGGGACCCACAGCACCUGACCAAUCAGCAGCAGUGUUACUGCUACUGUGCCGGACCUGGAGAGUGGAACCUGAAGAUGUUACAGUGUGGCAGCUGUGGUCAGUGGUUCCACGAGGCCUGCACGCAGUGUCUAACCAAGCCUUUGCUGUAUGGGGACAGGUUUUAUCAGUUCCAGUGCUCUGUAUGUACAAAGGGACCAGAGACAAUCCAAAGACUCCCCAUGACUUGGGUGGAUUUGGCUCAUUUAGUACUCUACCAUCUCUCGCUGUGCUGCAAGAGGAAAUACUUUGAUUUUGACCAUGAAAUCCUGUCCUUCACCAAUGAGAAUUGGGACUCGUUGCUGCUAGGCGCGCUCUCUGACACGCCAAGGCAAGACCGCUGUCACAAUCUCCUCAACGCUCUGAACUCCCACAAGGACAGGUUUGUCUCUGGAAAGGAGAUCAAGAAGAAAAAGUGUCUUUUUGGGCUUCAGGUUCGAGCCCCUCCACCGCUGACGUCCGAUUCGUCGCCGCUCAUCACCGACCCACCUAUCAACAUCACGCACCGGAGAAGGUCAGACCCAUUGUCGCUACCCUGCCAGAGGAGAGUGGGGGGGCCAGAGUCACGUAAAUCAAAGCGUCGCAUCAUGGAGACACAGGCAUGUCCACCCCCAGUAGCUGCCAACCCUAUUGAGCUACUGCCAUGUUGCCAUGGCUACAUGGGUGGGGCCAGCCUGUAUAACUCCAGGAAGUCAGAGGAGGAGCUUAACCUGAGCUCUCCUCCAAAACGGAUGUAUGCCCUAUACCACACCACCUACAAUGGGAACUCAACACUCUCCAGGAGUCUCCAUCACUACAACAGCAUGGAGGACAACUGCAGGUUACCACCAACAUACUUCCCAUACCCCCUCAAUUCCAACAGCAACCAUCACCACAACCACAACCACCUCCACCAGCACCAUCACAACCACCAGCACAACCACCAACAUCAACACCAGCUGGGGCAGAAGCAGCUGGAGCCCCUCAUUCUACGUGACUUACCUCCUUAUCAGGCUGGCAUGGGUGCAGGAGGUGGUGUAGGCGGAGGCGGAGGAGGAGGAGGAGGAGGAGGUGGCGGCGGUGGUGGAGGAGGAGGAGGAGGUGGCGGCGGGGCACCGGGAAUGGGAAUGGGAGGUGGGGACGGAACAGUGGCCAGGAGCUGGGGAGGAGGGGAGGCAGUGAGGAUCCUGGCGAGACGAGUCACACCUGACGGGAAGGUGCAGUACCUGGUGGAGUGGGAGAACGUGAGUUUGUACUGAGACAAAGAGCGUAAACUAGAGACACAAUGACUGUUUUGCAGUUGUCACAGAACUGCUGUGUAUGUAAUACGUGGCAGUGUUUAAAGUACAAACAAAACAAAAAGGAAAAAAAAAUUCUACACGUUGCAAAUCCAGGUUGCUCUCAUAGCAUCACCUCUAAUUCUACAUCAUUAUAACCUCACUACUUGUUACUAAAUGUCCCUCUUUGCUAGUGUUUCUCUGAUAUUUGUACUGUUAACUUUGGAAUAUGCCUUUGCAUUUAUCAUCUUUUACAAUGAUGAGGGAAAAUGUGUAAACCUCCUGAUGAUUUUAUCUGUGUUUGGACCACAUUAAUAUUUGUAAUUAAAAGGCCACGCUUAAAAAGAAAUAUCUGAAAUUUCAACAUUUAACAGUCAAAAACCCCCAAAUAUACUUAUUUUACUUUGUUCUGGUUCAGUUUUGUGUUGAAACCUAGUUAUCACAAAUAAAAGAGUGGAGUUAGAGUCACUUUAGACAAAAAGCAGAGAGAAACAGCUGACCUAGAUCCAUCCUAAGCUCAUUAAUUUAAAUGUUAUCGCUGGCAUGCUUAUUUUAAGAUUUUAUGGCUCAGUUUUAGGAACCGUUUGUGUUGGGUUUAGCUUCAAAUGUAAUGUACAAGUGCAAAAGUGACACCUGUCUCUUCUCAACUACACCUAAGUAAGAUGGUAAAUACCGCUUUUCUGUGGGAUGUCCACAGUAAGAAAACAACAAAGCGUAUUUCCUAAAAUUUGGAACUAUUUCUUGGCAAAAAACCUACAAUACACCAUUUAAUUGUUCCUGCCCACUAAAUUAGAAUAAUGUACAAUACAGCUUGACUCGAUGCACAAAAUGACAGGAAAUGUGUAAGAGAACAGGUAGAAAAAGUAUUACUGUGAUAAUAAACAAGAAUUUGAUGAUUUACCAGAAACGAGAAUCAAAUUUUGCCAAAAAGUGAAAAUUGUUUUCCGCUUUGUUAACAGUUUGACCAUAUUACUACAGGCAGGUCAUGAGGACGAGCUCAGCCACUAUUUCACACAUCUAUUUGAUUUGGCAUGUCUCAUAAAAUAUAUAAAUGCGGCGUGCUAUUUAAACUGGUUCAAGUUGCCAAUAGUUGCAGUGCAUCUGCAAGCUACUUUGGAACCCUCUUCCAGAGUCAGUGUCAUAUCCGUUAUUAUUAUUGUGUAUACUUUGCUUCGUCUCACUGCUGCUCCAUGCUGCUAAAUAUAAAUGACCAUAGACUAAAAUAAGAAUACUCUGAACUAUACUUUAAUAUUUAGAUAGUAUGAUGUGAUGAUGAUUCAUUAAUUUGAAAAUAUUGUGAUUCUGACAUCUUUUUAUUUUCUGUAAAAUGAAAAUUGCUUCUUUUUUUAAAAGAAUUUGGACAUCUGAGGACUACAAUCACUAAACUGAUAGAGCAGGCCCCAUAAAGUUUUACUACAUUUAAUUACAAAACUCUAAAAAAGUUGUGACACUGUGUAAAAUGUACAUGAAAACAAAAUGUAAUGAUUUUCAAAUCUCAUAAACCCACAGUUGUUUAAACUGAGACAUUUUACUUUUCAUGAAAAAAAUGGCUCAUUCGGAAUUUGAUGUCGGCAACAAGGGUUAAAAAAGUUGGGAUUGGGGCAAAAAAAGGUUUGAAAAGUAAGUGUUACUAAAAGAAACAGGGAAACAGGUUGAGGAACAUUUUGCAACUAAUUAGGUUUUAAGUGGCAACAGCUCAGUCACAUGUUUGGGUAUAAAAAGAGCAUCUUAGAGAGGAAGAGUUUCUCAGAAGAAACGGGCCAAGUUUUCACCAUAUAUCUAUAUCUAUAUAGAUAUAUAUAUAAUUUGAAAUCUCACUGAAAAUCAAUAUUGGUUGACCGCGAUCUUCAGGCCCUCAAGUGACACUGCAUUAAAACAGGCAAGAGUCUGUCAUUGAAGUCACAGCAUGGGCUCAGGAAGACUUCCAGUUGAAAACAUUUGAUAUGUUUGCAACUGGUAUGAAAAAGAACAGUCAGGACUUUUGGUGAGCUAGAAUUCUAUAUCAAACAAAAAUGGGAUAUUAUUCUUCUCCUGGAAGUCCAGCAACUGGCCUCCUCAGUUCUUGUUCUUCACUGUUGAUAAAAGAAGCGACGAUGCCUCACAGUCAACAUCGUCCCAUCUUUUUGGACAUAUUUUGCUGCCAUUAAAUUCAAAAUAAGCAUAUAUUUUUCUUAAACUAGUAACAUUUUCUCAGUUUAAACCAGUAUGUGUAUUAUGCUUUCUAUGUUCUGUUGUGAAUAAAAUAUGGGUUUAUGAGACUUGCAAAUAACUGGAUUCUGUUUUUAUUUAUAUUUCACAAAGCUUCCCAAACUUUUUGUACUUUUUACAGCUCACAAACAUUUAUCAAGUUAUUAACAGCAUUUGCUACUGAUAUCCAAGAAAUGAGACGUCAAGCUUCCAUCAGCUUUCGCUUUUCUAAUUGCUCAUUCAUCAACUCGUGGUUAAUGUUCACGUGGAGUUCAGCGAGAAAAUGAGCCCAGAAUGUUAUCAGAGACGAAUGGCCCUCUCAUCAGUGAGAGGCAUUAUGACAGCCUGCUGGUGGCUGCUGGCUGUGCAUGAAAAAGCAGUAACCUUUUAAUGGACACAGUACUACAGACGGGCUUAUAUUUUGGGCUAUGUUGGGGGGAGUUUAAUGCCUCACUGACGAGUACGUUAUUGAAGGAUUUGACUUUGGCUCUAUAAACAACAAAUUCUCUGGAGGUUUUCAUGUUUUUUUUUUCAUCACAGUAUGUUAAUAAGAGAUUGUAUACAUGUUAUUAUGGGGAUACUUAUUUGUUAUGUUAGAUUUUGUCACACAUAAUUUACAUUUAGACUACUGUUAUGUCUUAGAAAUAGGAGCCACAAGAGGGCUUUUGUUUUAUAGAUAGAAUUAUAUAUUCACAAUAUAUUGCUAUGAUGGAACAACUUUAUUUUAUUUAUUUUGAUGUGGUUGCAUAGUGCCUAUAUAGGGUGUGUACCUGCCGAUUGGUCUGCUCGACUGGGUUGGCCAAUCAGACGGUGAAAAGACACGAAUGAGUCCAUACUGAUACAAGUGAAGGCUCGUUGUUGACACAUCCAACAGUACCUCAAAGGUUUGGGGUUCCCUUAGAUAAUGCAUGAAUUUUGAGAAGAUUGUGAUAUUAUAUAUAAAUGCAACCGAUUGGUAAUGUUAUCUGUGACAAUUAAGGGAAUAAUCGAUCAUUAAUAAUUUAUGUUUUAUAAUAGAUAAUCUAUGUAGAAGUACAGUGGUAAGUUUUCAGUGUCACUCCUAUCUUCCAACAACAUCUACACAAACUCAUAAAUCACUUAUGAUGAGUGAUUUCAUUCAUCCUUAAUUGUCAUUUACAACAUAUGCUCAAUCUUAUGCUGUAGGAAAACCCCCAACUUGGAGUACUCAAAGUGACCCCCAAACCUUUGUGUACGAGUGCAUAGACGGACCAGUUACGCUGCUGAAGAGAGUUUUUUAAUCGAACAGGACUGUGAUGUUACUGUACAUUCCAAACAACAAAACAGUAUAUAAACACAUUUUAGCAAAGCAUACAUUUAAAGUCAUCACAGUGGAAUUAUUUGAAAGAAUUUUCUUUUCUUUUGUCUGUUUAUGAUGGGACUUAAAUGUCAUAAAGAUCAGCUAAAGGCGCACCCACUCCAAUACUGUUCACAACAGUACAGGUAAAUAAGACACUCCAUACUAAAACCAUAGUUUUCUUCCAGGGACUAACAGUCUAUGGUUUAAAUCUAAAACAAGGCAUUAAGCACGAAUGCAUCAGCUGAGGCCUGACUACUCACGUCCCAUCUACUUAAAUAUGUUUAUGGAGGUGAAGUGGAGCUGCUGAAAGUUGGAUUUUAUCUUUGUGCAAACAGGUUACAUAAAUCUAGAAAACUGUUGUGCGGGUUUCAGAGUUUAUAUUUUAUACAGAGGUUUAUUUCAGCAAUCUGUUUGAUAAAACUUACACAACAUGCACAUUUGUCAGUUCUAUCUUUUAGAGAAAGACUGCGUUACAGGUUUAGUUAAAAAUAAAAAGACUAGUACAACAUUUAUGCAGUUAUAAUUGAUGCAAAAUGCUCAGAUUUUAUUUAAAUAGCAACCUCUUUGUUAUAUUAGCUCCUGUCCAGUAAGACAAUAUUGCAUUGCAAUUCUCAUCCUCCUCAGUGACUAUUUGACUGUAGUUUAUUAGGGAGGAGUGUGUUGAACCUUUCUAGGCGAUGGUGAUGAAUGUAUUUGUGUGUUUUCUAUGGUAUGUCUAUACCCGUCAAGUGCUUGUUAUAGGUUGUACUCUUGGUGGAAAUCAACCAGAUUAGUUUAAAACAAAACAGGAGGAAAUAAAACAUCUACAUUGAAGAAAAAAAACCAUUUAUUUUGGGAGACGUGGUCUUCUUUUUCUGAUUAGUAGUCAAGUCCAAGUUCAGUUUUGAUGUAUUUUUGAAGAAAUUACAUUUGUACAUGUAUACUCUGCGUUGAUACACCUAAUAUGUAACAUGAAAAAUAAAAAAGUUUCACCUCUCUGUUGCACUGUUCUAUUGAAAAACUUAAAAAUAAGUUGUCCUGUUAGGUGUCGGUCCAUCAGAAAGUGGUUCACAAGAUAAAUGCAAACCAGGAUUAAUUGGUUUGCUGUCAUUAUUUUCCACUAUCAAAUUAAUGUGUGUUUUACUUUCCUGGUUGAAGGUCAGAGAAGGAUAAAAACCCUAAUUUUCAAAUUUCAAAUUAAAAGAUCCAGAUUAGCUUUUUCAGACUUUUAAAUCCUUUAAACAUCUUUUGUGAGAGGGAAAUAAUCAAAAUUCAUCUUUUUAUUUGUCUGACAGAUCAUCACUGAGAUUACAGAGGGUGCUAAUGUAUGUGGUUCCACGAUAUAUAUGUACUUUUGUCGAACAGCUGCAAA